AUGAUUCAAGAUUUGGAAAAAAAUAUUGAAAAACAAUAUCAUUAUGCAAAAAAUCUUGGGACUUUGAUCUUUAUAGAAUCAACUUUUGAAGAAGUACAGGAUGGUAAUAUUGGCUUUCAACUACGUUGUGCACCACUUCUUGAAAAGAAAAAAAAUGUUAAGAUACUUGAUCAAAAUUUACCUGUCAAUCCAUUUGAUCCUCCAGAAGCAUCACUUUAUGUUCAAGAUAUUGGUAGUGAUUAUUCUAUUAUUUUGAAUAAGUAUUCUAUUGUUCCUAAACAUUAUUUACUCAUAACAAAAGAAUUUAAAGAACAAAAAGACGGUUUAACUCCAAACGACAUUACUGUAACUUGGGAAUGUUUAGAUUCUAUGAAGGAUAAAUAUAUAGCAUUUUAUAAUUGUGGGGCUCAAUCGGGUGCAAGUCAGCCUCAUAAACAUGUUCAGUUUAUAUCACUUAAAGAGAGCAAUAUUUCAACAUUGUAUCCAGAUGAAGUGCCUAUAAAUGCUACAAAUGUAAGCACGCCAUGGUCUCAUCCAAAGAUUCCUUUUAUUCAUUAUAUCUUUAGAAUUACUUCAUGUUUACCUAUAGAUCUUAUUAACAUGUUUUCCAAGUUGUUGUCACUCAUUAUGGAAACAGGUCAAGCCCUUGAAAUGACAGAAAUUAGCUACAACUUUGUAAUGACGAAAGAAUGGAUGUUUAUAGCUCCUCGUAUCAUGGAGUCUUGGAAUUAUAUAAGUGUCAAUAGCACAGGUAUGAUCGGAAUGUUUUUAGUGAAAUCGGAAGAAGAAUCAAACAUGGUUAAAGAUAUUGGUGUUUUGAAAAUUUUAAAGCAAUUAGGAAUAAGCAGAAACGUAGAAUGA
Messenger RNA from Pneumocystis jirovecii RU7, 861 nucleotides. RefSeq lists its product as uncharacterized. Lineage: Eukaryota; Fungi; Ascomycota; Pneumocystomycetes; Pneumocystales; Pneumocystaceae. Bases 1 to 861 code for a protein of 286 amino acids. Gene Ontology annotation, molecular function: ATP binding; ATP:ADP adenylyltransferase activity. Gene Ontology annotation, biological process: nucleotide metabolic process. The record is from RefSeq and is a predicted model, not a curated record. The transcript is spliced from 6 exons.